AUGGAUCCUAUUGCAGCGGACUCGUCCAACACGUUGGUCGGCGGCAAGGUCGCUGAGGAUGACAUUCCCAAAGAUGGCACCGGAGUCCUGAAGCUUGACCCAUGGCUGUCGCCUUUCCAGGACUCAUUGAAGCGGCGCUAUGCGAAAGCCCAGGAGUGGAUUAAGCGGAUUAACGACACGGAAGGCGGGCUUGAGAAGUUCAGUAGGGGGACGGAGUUGUUUGGGUUGAGGGCAAAGGAGGACGGCACGAUCAUCUACCGAGAAUGGGCUCCCAAUGCCCUUCAGGCUGCGCUCAUUGGCGAUUUCAACAAAUGGGACAAAACGGCUCAUCCCAUGAAGAAGAAUGAAUUUGGUGUCUUUGAGCUCACCAUUCCCCCAACGGCCGACGGCCAACCCGCCAUCCCCCACAACUCCAAAAUCAAGGUCACCCUCGAGUUGCCCACGGCAGAAUGGGUCGAUCGGCUACCAGCCUGGAUCAAGUACGUGACUCAAGAUCUGUCGGUCUCACCUGCCUACGACGCUCGCUUUUGGAAUCCGCCUGCGGCAGCGCGAUAUGCUUUCCAGCACGAGCGGCCCAAGAAGCCCGAGAGCCUGCGCAUCUACGAGGCUCACGUUGGUAUCUCGUCUCCCGAGCUGCGCGUCACUACCUACAAGGAGUUCACCAAAUCCAUGCUUCCGCGCAUCAAAGGCCUCGGCUACAACGCCAUCCAGCUCAUGGCCAUCAUGGAACACGCCUACUACGCUAGCUUCGGCUACCAGGUCAACAAUUUCUUUGCUGCUAGUAGCCGCUACGGCGAGCCCGAGGAUCUGAAGGAGCUGGUUGAUACCGCCCAUAGCUUGGGCUUGGUCGUGCUAUUGGAUGUGGUUCACAGUCAUGCGUCCAAGAAUGUGUUGGAUGGGCUGAACCAGUUUGACGGAUCUGACCACCAGUACUUUCACGAGGGACCCAAGGGUAAGCACGAGCUCUGGGACAGCCGGCUGUUCAACUACGGCCACCACGAGGUCAUGCGCUUUUUGCUCAGCAACUUGCGCUUCUGGAUGGACGAGUACAAGUUUGACGGGUUCCGGUUCGAUGGGGUCACCAGUAUGCUUUACCUUCACCAUGGCAUUGGAACCGGCUUCUCUGGGGGAUAUCAUGAAUACUUUGGUGCCGGUGUCGACGAGGAAGCCGUUGUAUACCUUAUGAUUGCCAAUGAGAUGCUGCACGAGUUAUACCCCGAGACCAUCACCGUGGCCGAGGAUGUCUCGGGUAUGCCGGCACUGUGCCUGCCGCUGUCGCUCGGCGGCGUCGGCUUCGAUUAUCGCCUCGCCAUGGCCAUCCCUGAUAUGUGGAUCAAGAUCCUCAAGGAACAAAAGGACGAGAGCUGGGAUAUUGGUAACAUUUGCUGGACCCUGACUAACCGCCGCCACGGGGAGAAGACGAUUGCAUACGCCGAGAGUCAUGACCAGGCCCUCGUCGGCGACAAGUCCCUGAUGAUGCACCUGUGUGACGCCGAGUUGUAUACCAACAUGUCGGUGCUCUCCCCUCUCACUGCCGUUAUCGACCGCGGCAUGGCGCUGCACAAAAUGAUCCGUCUCCUGACACACGCCCUGGGCGGCGAGGGCUGGCUCAACUUCGAGGGCAACGAGUUUGGCCACCCGGAGUGGCUCGAUUUCCCGCGCGAGGGCAACCAGAACUCGUUCUGGUACGCCCGGCGCCAACUCAACCUGACCGAGGACCACCUGCUGCGCUACCAGUUCCUCAACAACUUUGACCGCUCCAUGAACCUAACCGAGGCCCGCUACGGCUGGCUGCACGCGCCGCAGGCCUUCAUCUCCCUCAAGCACGAGGGUGACAAGGUGAUUGUCUUUGAGCGCGGUGGGCUGGUGUUCAUCUUCAACUUCCACCAUACCGAGAGCUUUACCGACUACCGCAUCGGCAUCGAGGAAGCAGGCACCUACCGUGUCGUACUUGAUUCGGACACCAAACAGCAUGGCGGAUUUUGCCGUAUCGACGAUGGCACGCGCUACUUCACCGAACCGCUCGACGGCAUUUCCGCCUUUGCCCGGACAGCCCGUCCGUCGUUUGCGGCGGCGACUCGUCGCGCCAUCCCCCCGACUCGCCUCAACCUCCACGCCCCGGCGCUCACCAGGUUCGCCAGCACCGCCGGUGUUGGUGAUGGCAAAAUCCACCAGGUCAUUGUCAAGUUCGAGACCGAGAAGCUCCCCGCCAUUCUCAACGCCCUUGAGACCAACAACAAUGGCCAAAAGCUCGUCCUCGAGGUCUCGCAACAUUUGGGCGAGAACGUUGUGAGGUGCAUUGCCAUGGACGGUACUGAGGGUCUUGUCCGUGGUGCCAAGGCCGCUGAUACCGGUGCUCCCAUCACCAUUCCCGUCGGCUCUGGCACUCUCGGCCGUAUCAUGAACGUCACCGGUGACCCGAUUGACGAGCGUGGCCCCAUCAAGACCGACAAGUUUAUGCCCAUUCACGCUGAAGCUCCCGAGUUCGUCGAGCAGUCGACAACCGCCGAGAUUCUGGUGACGGGUAUCAAGGUCGUUGACCUGCUCGCCCCUUACGCUCGUGGUGGCAAGAUUGGUCUCUUCGGUGGUGCCGGUGUCGGCAAGACCGUGUUCAUUCAGGAGCUCAUCAACAACAUUGCCAAGGCCCACGGUGGUUACUCCGUCUUCACUGGUGUCGGUGAGCGUACCCGUGAGGGUAACGAUCUGUACCACGAAAUGCAGGAGACAUCCGUCAUUCAACUUGAUGGUGAAUCCAAGGUCGCCCUGGUCUUCGGUCAGAUGAACGAGCCCCCCGGAGCUCGUGCUCGUGUCGCUUUAACCGGUCUUACUGUGGCGGAAGCAUUCCGUGACGAAGGACAGGAUGUGCUUCUCUUCAUCGACAACAUCUUCCGUUUCACUCAGGCCGGUUCCGAAGUGUCCGCCCUUCUGGGUCGUAUCCCCUCUGCCGUCGGUUACCAACCCACUCUCGCCGUCGACAUGGGUGGCAUGCAGGAACGUAUCACCACCACCAAGAAGGGUUCCAUUACCUCCGUCCAGGCCGUCUAUGUGCCUGCUGACGAUUUGACGGAUCCCGCGCCCGCCACAACCUUCGCUCACUUGGACGCCACCACUGUGUUGUCCCGUGGUAUCUCCGAGUUGGGUAUUUACCCUGCCGUCGACCCUCUUGACUCUAAGUCCCGUAUGCUCGACCCUCGCAUUGUCGGCCAGGAGCACUACGACAUCGCCUCGCGUGUCCAGCAGAUCCUCCAGGAGUACAAGUCUCUACAGGACAUCAUCGCCAUUUUGGGUAUGGACGAACUCUCGGAAGCCGACAAGCUUACCGUCGAGCGCGCCCGUAAGAUCCAGCGUUUCCUGAGCCAGCCCUUCACUGUCGCCCAGGUCUUCACUGGUAUCGAGGGCCAGCUGGUCGACAUCAAGGAGACCAUCGCCUCGUUCAAGGCCAUCCUGAAUGGUGAGGGCGACAGCCUUCCCGAAGGUGCCUUCUACAUGGUCGGUGACUUUGCGACGGCGCGGCAGAAGGGUGAGAAGAUUUUGGCUGAGCUCGAGAAGAGCGCUUAA
Dichotomopilus funicola is the source of this 3558-nucleotide messenger RNA. RefSeq lists its product as uncharacterized. Gene Ontology annotation, cellular component: cytoplasm. Gene Ontology annotation, molecular function: ATP hydrolysis activity; 1,4-alpha-glucan branching enzyme activity; proton-transporting ATP synthase activity, rotational mechanism. The coding region runs from base 1 to 3558 and encodes 1185 amino acids. Lineage: Eukaryota; Fungi; Ascomycota; Sordariomycetes; Sordariales; Chaetomiaceae. The transcript has 14 exons. Gene Ontology annotation, biological process: glycogen biosynthetic process; proton transmembrane transport; proton motive force-driven ATP synthesis. The record is from RefSeq and is a predicted model, not a curated record.